AUGGCUCCGGAACGCACAAUCACGCUGCCGCCGCUUGUGCUUUUCCAGGAGUCAGGGAGAAGUCCCGGACGACAGCGGAGAGAGGACAAAGUGCGGCUCCGCCCCCCGCCUCGCCGAGCCAAUCGCAGGGGAGGAACGGCAGACAGAGAACGUGCCCGGCGCGAGGUCCUCCGCCAUUGGCUCGCGCUCCCGUCCAUCUCGACCCGGCCCGCCCUUACCUCACAAUCGGGCGAAGAAUCUCCGCCCCCUGCCCCGUUUCUUCGCCGGGUGCCGCCGCUGACUGAAUACCUUUCGCGGAGAAGCGGCGGGCGGGGACCGUCGACCGCGGGGGACGCCGGCCGGGCUUCUGCUGUGGGCGACGCGGCUUUUUCCUUGGCAGUUAUCUCCGCCGGCGCUGCCUUCCUCCUGGACCGGCCGGGAGAAGGGGGAGAGACUGCGCACGCGCGGCGAGCGGCUCUUGCGCGAGCCGGCCUUCCGCGCAUGCGCGGGACCGAGCCAGCGGAGAACGGCGUCUCCUGCGCGCACGCGCAGAAUUGCAAGGCAGGGAGGUGGAAGACGCGCUCCCACGGAAUUUUUGCGCUUGCGCAGAUAAUAGGCAUCGCAGUCGAGGCGAAAAUGUCUCAGGAUACAUACUUGUAUGACGUCCCAGAUACUUGCGUGAACUUCAAGGAGCUGAGCGAGGAGGAUGGUGUUGAUGCUUGGUUUGAUUAUAAAGCGGGUCUUUUGAACACCCCUUCCAAUGAUGCGGCAGCUGCGGCAACAGACAUCUUCCCCAAAGCAGCCUUGUCAAGGGCUAACCUUCCGCGAGCGAUCGUCUCACCAAUGAUGAAAUGCGACGAGGCUCCCACUGAAAAUCAUGCCCCUGAAGGGUCCUACAGGGUGCCACCAAAUUUGUUCACUUCCAUGGCAGAUUGGAACGGCAGGUCAAACGACGCUGCUGCUGCUCCUUCAACGGCGGCUGGAAGGGUACCAAGAAGGCUCUCAGCUCAGCGAAAGGUUACCCCGCGCAGGCUGGCGACCAAGAACAGAGUGGAACAAUGUGCCGGCACCCUGGCUAACCAACAAGACGCUCCUCCUCCAAAGAAGUCGAAAAUGUCUGACAGCAGGGAGAAACUGGGCGAAAUUGCCGUGAACAGGAGCGUUUCACCAGCGAGGGCCAAAGCGAAGGGAACGGGGCCCAGCCGGCCAGCAACUCCCAAGCGGAAUCCAUCGGCCAAGCUGAAGUCCACCGAGGAGCAGGAGCUGGAACGGAUGCAGCAGUUGCAGCAGGCGGUGGCUGAAAUGCGCCGGAAGAACGAGGAGUCUCUCAGAGCUGCCAUUGCUGGCCCAGGGCAACCUGUGAAGAAGAUGGUGACCCACCUAACCAAGCCAGUGGACUUUCACUUCAGUACAGACGACAGGAUUAAACAGCACGGCGAAAGCCAGCCGGGGACAGAGUACAAGGAGGUGGAUUUUGCAGCUGUCCUGAGGAAACACCCGCCGUCUCCGGCCCGCGUGGCAAAGGGGGGCACGGUCCCAAAGCCCUUCAAUCUGUCUCAGGGCAAGAAACGGAAGCACGAAGCGACUGCCCCCGAGUUUGUGUCUUUGGCUCAGCAGAUUGAGAAGUUCCAGAGAAGCACCCCCUCUCGCUACCAUCUGCGAAGCAGGAAAGUGGAGGAAGCACCUCCAAGAAGGCCCCUGAAGGCCAAGCUGACCAACCCCAAAACUCCCCGCCUGGAAACCAAGAGUCGCUUGAGGCCCGUCACCUGUAAGAGCGCGGCGGAGCUGGAGGCCGAGGAGCUCGCGGCCCUCCAACAGUAUAAAUUCAAAGCUCAGGAGCUCAACCCCCGGAUCUUGGAGGCCGGGCCCAUCUUGCCCAAGAAACCUCCGGUGAAAGAGUCCACCAAACCCAUUGGAUUCGACCUGGAGAUUGAAAAGCGGAUUCAGGAGCGCGAGAGCAAGAAGCCGCAGGAGAAGGAGCACUUUGAGUUUCAUUCCAGGCCGUGCCCAGCCAGAAUCCUGGAGGAAGUUGUGGGCGUACCAGAGAAAAAGCCACUGCCAAUUACAGUUCCCAAGUCCCCAGCGUUUGCACUCAAGAACAGGGUUGGUGCCCUGGCUAGAGAAGAGGAGAAGGAGAAGGAAGAGGAAGUGGUCCCUGUGAUCAAAGCCAAACCCAUGCCUCACUUUGGAGUACCCUUCAAGCCCAAAGCUCCUGAGAUAAGGCAGGUGGAAAUGUGCCCGUUUUCCUUUGACUCCCGGGACAAAGAGAGGCUGCUCCAGAAAGAGAAGAAGAUCGAAGAGCUUCAGAAAGAAGAGGUGCCUAAGUUCAAAGCCCACCCCGUACCUCAGUUUGACCACGUCAGCUUGCCAGAGAAGAAGGUGAAGAGCCCAACCAAGCUGGAGCCUUUCCAGCUGCAGAUUGACCGGCGAGGGGCCGUGAAGCAGGAGCUGUGGCAGCAGCAGAUCAAGGAGGAGCUGAAGCAGCAGAAGGAGGCGUCCUCAUUCAAGGCUCAGCCCAGCUCCGUGCUCCGCCAGGAGCCCUUCGUGCCCAAGAAGGAGAGCAAACCUCUUUCAGUUCCCGAGAGUUUUGAGCUGGCCACGGAGAGGCGGGCCCGAGAGCGUCAGGAGUUUGAGAAGUUGCUGGAGAGCGCCGAGGCCGAGAAGGCCCGGGUCCAAGAGGAGGCCAGGCGCAUUGAAGAGGAGCAAGAGAGAGAGAGGCUGGCCAGGCUCAGGGAAGAGCUGGUGCACAAAGCCAACCCGAUCCGCAGGUACCAGAAUGUGGAGGUCAAGCGUAGCGAUCAGCCCCUGACGGUGCCAAAGUCCCCCAACUUUUCGGACCGAUUUCGGUGCUGAUGACUG
Messenger RNA from Euleptes europaea (tarantolino), 2838 nucleotides. RefSeq names its product TPX2 microtubule nucleation factor (gene TPX2). The transcript has 18 exons. Gene Ontology annotation, biological process: regulation of mitotic spindle organization; activation of protein kinase activity. The record is from RefSeq and is a predicted model, not a curated record. The coding region runs from base 1 to 2832 and encodes 943 amino acids. Gene Ontology annotation, cellular component: spindle; microtubule. Lineage: Eukaryota; Metazoa; Chordata; Lepidosauria; Squamata; Sphaerodactylidae.